Scatophagus argus is the source of this 6562-nucleotide messenger RNA. RefSeq names its product ubiquitin-conjugating enzyme E2O (gene ube2o). The transcript has 23 exons. The record is from RefSeq and is a predicted model, not a curated record. NCBI's taxonomy places the organism in Eukaryota, Metazoa, Chordata, Actinopteri, Scatophagidae. The coding region runs from base 305 to 4474 and encodes 1389 amino acids.
AAUGUAACAUUCAGAUGCUGUUAAAAUGUGGUCCCGCACAGUCACAACAGAACAUCGGUUUAAUUGAAAAUACACUUCUGUACAUCUGUCCAAACCCUCCUUGAAAAAGUGUAUUAACAAGUUAUUGCUCACACUGCCGCUCGGUGGUAAGAGAAGGUAUUGCGUGAUGACGCUGUCACACUGCGCUAGUUACGCUGCUACCCGUACCGACGUAAACACGUGCACUUCGCUGCUUCCAGGUUACAGUUUUUUUCAUUCCACCGUCAUUCUCGCGCUGUAGCAUCAUUCCCUGACAACAGCAGCGAUGGCGGAACCCGUAGCAUCGGAUGCGGCGGCCAAAACGGACGCAGCAAUAGCGGCAGCAUCUCCGACCCCGGCCCUCUCUCCCGCAGCCAGCCCUGGCUCGGAACCUCCAUCCAUGGCUCUCUCUCCCACGGCGGAUGGCUCCCAGCGGCUGCUCUUCUCCCACGACUUGGUCUCCGGGCGGUAUCGCGGCUCAGUCCGGUUUGGCCUCGUACGGAUGAUCCACGGCGAGGAGGAUUUUAAUUCAGACUCAGACCUCGACGAUGGCGGAGGGAGAGGCGGUGGUGGUGGCGGAGGAGGUGGUGGCGGAGGAGGAGGACGAGUCCCUUGUGGUUCGGACACUGAGAGCGCUGUGGACACCCCGAGUCGGCCUCUCGUCAGGGGAUUUGUCCGCGUCCAGUGGUACCCUGAAGGAGGAAAGCAGGACAUCAGGGAGACAAAGCUGAAACUUGAAGAUCGAUCUAUCGUCAUUAGAGACAUCGUGCGACGAAACAAUUCUAAUGAUAACCAGUGUGGUAUUGUGACAAAUAUUGAUAUUGAGUGUGCGGUGAAACUAGUGGGAACAAACUGCGUUCUGUAUCCAGUUAACAGCAAAGACCUGCAGCACAUCUGGUCUUUUAUGUACGGCGACUACAUUGCCUACGACUUCUGGCUGGGGAAAGUGUAUGACCUGACUAAUCACAUCAUCCUCAAGCUCUCAAAUGGAGCCAGGUGCUCCAUGAGUGUAGAGGAUGGUGCCAAGCUUUAUGACGUCUGUCCACAUGUCAGUGAUUCGGGCCUGUUCUUCGACGAGGCCUACGGUUUCUACCCGGGACAGGUCCUGAUUGGUCCGGCCAAAGUCUUCUCUAAUGUACAGUGGCUGUCAGGGGUCAAACCCGUCCUCAGCAGGAAAUGCAAAUUCAGGGUGGUGGUAGAAGAGGUAAAAGUGGUAGAGCUGAAGGUGACGUGGAUCACCAAGAGCUACUCUCCGAAAGGUUCUGACAGCGUCUAUCCUCCUCCCUCCACCAUCACACAGGAGAAUCUCUGCAGGGUGAGGCGUCUAGGAUACUAUGACCACACCCAGAGGCAGCUGGGGGAGAGGGCCCUGUAUGUUUUUCCUGCUAAAGGAGAUGCCACACGCAUCACCUGUGAAGGACCCGAGGGUGCCCCUGUCCUCCCUGAAGAUCCUGUGGCUCGAAAAUUGAAAAGGAUGUUCAAGAAAGACUCGGGGAAGAAGACAGAGAACGCUGAAACACAAGGUGAGCAUAAAUCAGAGCAGACAGACUCGUCCCAUCCAAACAACAAUGGCCCUGUGGCUCCCAUCCAGAGCCCUCCGGACGCCCACAUCACCAACGACACCUCAGCUGAACACGGGGAGCAGGACGCUGACGAUGAGGCUGCGGAAGACACUGACGAUACCAGCUCUCUGACGUCGUCGGCCAGCUCCACAGCCUCUUCUCAGAGUGGAGGUUUGGGAAGCAAUCGGAAGAAGAGUAUUCCGCUCUCCAUUCGUAACCUGAAGAGGAAGCAUAAGAAGAAGAGGACCAAGUUUUCUCGUGAGUUCAAGCCUGGAGACCGGGUUGCUGUGGAAGUUGUAUCUACAAAGACCACGGCUGAUGUCAUGUGGAAGGACGGUCGAGUGGAGAAGGGGAUCCGAUCAAAUGACCUCAUCCCCAUCCAGCACCUCGACAGCCAUGAGUUUUGUCCCGGGGACUUCGUGGUAGACAAACGACCCCAAGCCCUCCAGGACCCAGGUGUGUACGGUGUGAUCCAGUCUGGUGAUCACAAGGGCAGAACAUGCGUUGUCAAGUGGAUCAAACUCAACUCCUCCAGUGAUGACGUGGAGGUCAUCGGUGUGGAGGAGGAUGUCAGCGUGUAUGACAUCGCAGAUCAUCCAGAUUUCCACUUCCGCACCACCGACAUUGUCAUCAGAAUAUGGAACUCAGAGAAUGGACAGAACGACUGCGAAAAUGAGACAUCAGUUGGCCAGGUGUCCAGGGUGGAUGUGAGCAGUAAAGUGGAGGUGGUGUGGGCGGAUAACUCCAUGACGAUUGUCCUGCCACAGCACCUCUACAGCGUGGAGUCUGAGAUCGAAGAGACCGACUACGACUCCGUGGAAGAGACAAGCAGCGUUCUGUCCACUGAGGAGUGGGAGGAUGAGAGCGACAGCUGGGAGACGGAUAACGGCCUCACCACUGAGGACGACAGUCAUGUCAACAACCCGGAUGCCACCGACACUGCGACCCCGACCCCGACCCCCACUGGCUCCACGACAUUCAUUAUCCCCCCUCAAGAGAGCAGCAAAGCAGGGGUCAUCAGCCCCACUAAAGGAGUUUCUGGAGAGGAGGGAGAGGUGGCCGUGGCGAGUCCUGCUUCUGGAGGAACCACUCAAGGGGCAGUCAAUGGAGCAGAGAAGCCCAGUAAAGAUGGUGCCUCUCGGGGCUUCAGGGAAUUGAAAGAGGCUUUGAAGAUCCUGGAGAGCCUGAAAAACAUGACUGUGGAGCAGCUGUGGACUGGCGGUUCUCCAACCUCCCCGACCUCUGCUGAACCCACUUCCACAACUCAUGUAGCGACUACAGUGGUGCCAGCGGCUCCCGAGAAACCGACCAAGGAGAAACGCUUCCUGGACGACAUCAAGAAACUGCAGGAGAACCUGAGGAAGACACUGGACAAUGUGGCCAUUGUGGAGGAAGAGAAGAUGGAGGCUGUGGUGGAGGCAGGUGGGAGCGGAGGAGCAGGGACAGAGGCAGAGAGAGCAGGAGAGGAAAAGCCCCAGCAGGAGCCGCAGACACCAGUGAGUGGACAAGAAUGGCCCAGCGAGUUUCUCAGUGACACACCAGUGCUGUGCCAGCAGAGUGGUGGCAAACCUGGCGUUACCUUCACCAGUGCCAAAGGAGAAGUGUUCUCUGUGCUUGAGUGGGCACCAGACACACACUCUUUUAAGAAAAUGGAGUUUCAGCCAGCAGAGGCAAAGAAGUUUUUCAGCACAGUAAGGAAGGAGAUGGCUCUACUCGCAACAUCGCUGCCCGAUGGCAUCAUGGUCAAAACAUUUGAAGAUCGCAUGGACCUGUUCUCAGCUCUGAUCAAAGGGCCGACUCGCACACCCUAUGAGGACGGUUUGUUCCUGUUUGACAUACAGCUGCCAAACAUCUACCCAGCUGUGCCGCCUCUGUUUCGCUACCUUUCGCAGUGCAGCGGGCGCCUCAAUCCAAACCUGUACGACAACGGCAAAGUCUGCGUCAGUCUGCUGGGCACCUGGAUUGGCAAGGGCACCGAGAGAUGGACCAGCAAGUCCAGUCUGCUGCAAGUUCUUAUCUCCAUACAAGGCCUUAUCCUCGUCAAUGAGCCUUACUAUAACGAGGCUGGCUUUGACAGUGACAGAGGCCUACAGGAGGGAUAUGAGAACAGCCGCUGCUACAAUGAGAUGGCCCUGAUCAAGAUGGUCCAAUCUAUGACGCAACUCCUCCAGAAUCCCGUGGAUGUCUUUAAACAGGAGAUCCAAGAACACUUUGCCUCUAACGGCUGGCGGCUAGUCCACCGUUUGGAUGCGUGGCUGGAGCUGAAUGAUGCAGCAGAAAGGGGUCAGGCUGCACACAUGUCUUCCAGGGCUCAACAUUCAAAGGACCGGCCUUCAUCUGUCGAGCCCCUGGACGAGCAGCUGCCACUGGGGUCGGCGCCCAUGGCGGUGGCCCACAGCAGCCCCAGUAAGCCUGGGGAGGAGGGGGUCAUGGGAGGAGGAGUUACCAGUAUUAUGGAGGAGGAGCUGGAGGAUUCAGGGCUGAGUCCCUCUACUACAGCAGCCCCUCAGCAGGAGCUGAGCCAGAACUCAGACUGUGACAGCGCACAGGGGAUUGCCUCUGUGGGUGGUGAAAACAGGGCUGCCUCCACUGGCCCUGGCUCUGUAGUCCGUGGCGGGACAUCAGAAUCGGGUUCAGCAGUGGUCAGCGGAGGAGGCGCGGGCUCUGCAGGAAGCCAGCCAGUGGUGCGACCAAAGAAACGGAGAAAGAGCUACCGGAGUUUCCUCCCCGAGGGCAGUGGCUACCCAGACAUUGGCUUUCCACUCUUCCCACUCUCUAAAGGGUUUGUGAAGAGCGUUCGAGGUGUGCUGCUGCAGUACCGAGCUGCGCUGGCUGCCACUGGCAUCCCUGAGCACGCAGAGGACAAUGUCUCUGCAGAUGAGUGUGAUGAAUAAACAGGGGUGGACCUCACAUGCACAGUUAGACAAACCGAUGGGAGCUAUCCCGUCACGUAGGAACCCUCAUCUGUUCAUGGACGCAGGUAAAAACAUGGAGCUUUUUAUUGGAGGCAGUCGGACUUCUCUCUUGGCCUCAGUAGGACUUUGACUUCAGUGGAGGUGGUGUGGAUGCAAAAAGGACUGAAUGAGAUGAAAAAUCAGUGCCAUGAACCCUCUUCUAUCCUACUCAUUCAAACCGCCUCCAGCGGCAUCCACCUUCUGGACGGAGAUUUGCUGGAUAACCACUCUGCUGUCUCAAUCAGCCUGAAAAAUGUAAAGCAGACUCGUGAUCGUCGCUGCAUUUUGGCACGAGGCCUAAGACAGCCAGCUUGCUCUGGAAAAACUGCAAUGCCCAGCUCUCCUGGCUGUAAGGUGAACUGCGGCUAUGUGUAGCACUACUGAAAAUAUCGCUGUACCAUCCUGCACUACAACAAACGAAUGGACAAUCUGGUCUGCAAGAGGUGACAACUUAUAAAUACAAUGACCAGGAGGAUUCUUUUUAAGUAUAAAUCACUGGUUGUAUGCUUUCUGCCAAAUUCUCUCUAGCCACAAACACACAAAUAUUCAAGUAGAACAUACUGAAUGUCAGUAAAACUGCCAACAGCUUUGCCACUUCUUCCACUACACUUGCUGGUAUUUUCCUUCGCCAAUCACUCGCACUGAACCACGCGGCAAACAUCGAGUGACGAAGUUUACAUACAAAUCACCUCUGGAGGUCAGACUGCUGUAGCCGUUGGUGUUUAAAGAAGCCAGCACGGCAGUUAGGCGGCUCCACGUGAAGGCGUUUGAGCUCUAGUCAAAGUUUUAACACAGCUGCCACCUCUACGUACAAAUUUCCAUUCACUUUCUGUAGAAUUUAGCAGAGUUUUUCGAUCACCGAAAUGAAACUUGUGCUUUGGUGUUUUUUCACGCACUUGAGGUCGUUUUACUCACAGAGGCCAAGGAAAGCUUUACCCACAAUGCUCCACUCUUCUGUGACGGAGGUCAGCCCACAUCACUGCAAAUGACACAAAAAAUUAAUGAAUAAAUAAAUAAAAAAAACCCAUACAGCAUCCAUUCCAUCAUCUCAUGUCAACAUGUUGCCUUACUUGAAUUGUUCUUGAUGAUCUCAGACCAUUGUGCACAGAGCUGCUUGUGUCAUGCUUUAGACAUUAUCCUAUACAGACCUAGACACGCACUAAAAACCCACUAAAACCCUGUUCCAGUGUUUUUCUCCUUGAUAUUGCAGAUCUGAUCUCUGAUCAGUUUUCCCACUUUAUCAGUUCUUGAUCACGCUGUCUCUGCGUUCUGAGCUUUGCCUCUCCAGUUUGCACGUGCCGAGUUUAAUAACAUCAGAAUACAAGUCACAGUGAGUUUGCUGCUGAAGGUUUGUUGGUAUUAUAAUUAUUCAGCUUGAUUGUUAUUAUUUUCUGUUACUCCAUGUAUCCCCAACUCGAGCGUUUUAUCCCAUGAAGGUGACUGCUGAUCCCACAUGAGAGUAAAUUACACAAAUUAAAGCACGCAGGCAGAACUUCAGCUGACGCGAUUCCUGUCUGUGAUCUGUUUUUUUCCUCUACGUGACAUAUAUUCAGUCUGGAUCAAAAGAAGUCUUUUUUUUUACUAGGUUGCCAUGAAAUUCUUUGCUUUGCCACAGAUUGUGUUGUAUUCAACUGUGAAAGAAAGUGAAACCUUUGGGUCCAAUCGUGCUUCCUGGGAAAAUCUGAGCAGUCUCUGUUUACAUCUGUUCCAGUAACUGCAUCCCACCUCUAACGUGAUGUUUUCUUUCAAGAUAUUAGGAAUCUCAUUGUAAUGAUAAAUAUUAUUAUGAUAAUACAGGUCAGACAAACCCCCCUUGUGCUUAUUUUAACCUGUUAACUAAACAAGAGAGCUGUUGCUGUCUGGUAUUUUACUUGAACUAAGAAACUUGAUGCUGAAGAGUGUUUCUGAACGAGAGAGCACACUGUGCCAUUGUGAAAUGACGAGUGAUGGGAGAGGAUAAAAAGGAUAAGAGUCGCUGCGUUUUAAAGAGACUUAACCAAAAAAAAAAAAAAAAAAAAAAAAAAACAA